AUGAUUGUGCAUUUUGUUUUCAGCGCUCUUCUGGCAGCAGCUUUGAUGGGAAUGUCGCUCGAAACAGUAUGUUUCGAUUUUGGGAAGAAGAGGAGAAUCGUUGUGGCAUUUGCAUUUUCUCUUGGAAUUCUUCUCUCACUCAUCUGUAUGCUCGCAUAUGUCACGUGGUCCCGUUCUCGAUCCCAGCCCUCUUUACUUAUUGGCGGGACAACGAUACAACCCGGCGUUGGAUUUGUCCUUGCAUGGAUUUCUUCCGCUGCCCACUUCUGUACAUUGCUGACUGUAUGUCUUUCAUUUUACUUGAAAUAA
Molecule: messenger RNA, 309 nt
Organism: Oikopleura dioica
Lineage: Eukaryota; Metazoa; Chordata; Appendicularia; Copelata; Oikopleuridae
Source: the annotation of a GenBank genome assembly